AUGGGAAAAACGUUCACUGAAAAAGCAAGUUUGGCCAUUAAACUUGCCAAUUUAAAUAGUAACCAAUUAAAGUUGCUUAAAAAUCCACCUAUAUCUGGUGUGUCAAUAGAUGAUUUUCUUCCAAAAAAUAGACCAAGACGAAAAUCUUCAGUUGUAAAAAAGGCAAAAAAUCUAAAUUAUGCAAAUCAGUUUAUUCUGUACCGUAGAUAUUAUGAAAAGCUUGAAAGAACAAAAAAUUCGGGGAAAAAACUUCCAAAAAUUUCAGAGGCCGCUGGACGAGAAUGGGAAAAUAUUAAAACAACAAAACCUGAAAUAGUUGAAUACUUUAAAAUAAUAUCGCUAAUUAACAAGGAGUAUAAAAAAAUGAUUUGUCUCGAAGUUGAUGAUAAAGUAAAUUAUAAAUGGAAACCAUACAAUGCUCCAAAUAAUAAUAAUGACAGCAACAUUAAUAACAUUGCACAUCCGUCCACAUCGUCAUCUCCCACAACAACAUCUCCCACAUCGUCAGCACUUUUAAGCGAUGGGACUGAGCCUAGAACAACAGGAUGUACUCAACAACCAGAUAUUAUACAAUCUGAAAUUAUUAACCAUGGAUGGUUUGCUAAUGGUGUUAGCAUUGAACCAGAAUCAACCCAACUUCAAUUAAUCUGGGAAUUUUUGAAAGAAAUUGAUAAGAUACAGACAGUGAAAGAACGAUUAUUUUUGUCUAAUGUAAUAUGUGAAGCGAUGGCAAAGAUCACUAAAUUCGAAUUUUUUUGCGGACGUAAAAGGAGUAACCACACUAAAGAGGGCGAAUCAAUUCAUCCAAUUUUACAAAUAUUAUUAAAAAGAGCAGGAAUGAAGAAACGAAGAUUGACUACCGUCCAAGCUAGCGAAGGCGAACUAUUAACAUGA
Messenger RNA from Entrophospora sp. SA101, 894 nucleotides. The record is from the annotation of a GenBank genome assembly. NCBI's taxonomy places the organism in Eukaryota, Fungi, Glomeromycota, Glomeromycetes, Entrophosporales, Entrophosporaceae.